GCAAUGGAGAAUAGGACUGCUGCAGUCACUGAGUUCAUCCUUUUGGGAUUCACGAACGUCCGAUGGCUACAAAUUCUCCUAUUUGUGCUGCUCCUCAUCACCUACUUCUUGACCGUGGUGGGUAACAUCCUUAUCAUCUUCAUCACAUUGUCUGACCAACGCCUCCAGACACCCAUGUAUUUCUUCCUCAGGAACUUCUCUCUCUUGGAAAUUGGUUUCAUCUCUUCUUCCAUCCCCAAGGCUUUGUUCAACCUGGCCUCUGGCAACAACACCAUUUCUGUUACUGGCUGUUUUACACAGUCCUUUUUCUAUUUCAUUCUGGGUACCACUGAAUUCUUCCUCCUGGCCUCAAUGUCUUUUGACAGGUAUGUUGCCAUCUGUAAUCCCUUACGCUAUACAACAGUCAUGAAUGGCCAGUUCUGUGCCCAGUUGGUGCUGGGUUCUUGGAUAGUCAGUUUCCUCUACCUUUUGAUUCCUCUGGUUUUGUUGUUUCGUUUACCUUUCUGUGGUCCAAAUGUUAUCAAUCACUUCUUCUGUGACAACAUACCAUUAGUAAAGCUUGCCUGCACCAAUACUCAGUCCCUAGAACUGCUGGAUUUUCUCCUAGCCACAUUUAGUGUCUUGGGAACUUUGACCGUGACUGUAGUUUCUUACAUUAAGAUUAUUUCUACCAUCAUGCACAUCCGUUCAACAACAGGGAGACAAAAAGCCUUCUCAACUUGUGCUUCCCACAUUACGGUUGUCUUCAUCACCUAUGGGAGCUGCAUUUUCAUGUACGUGAAGCCGAGGCAGAAUGGAGGAUUAGACCUCAGCAAGACUGUGGGUGUUCUUAACAAUGUGGUCUCUCCUUUGCUCAACCCAUUCAUCUACAGCUUGAGAAACAAGCAGGUCAAAGAUGCCUUGAAGGAUGCUUUUAGACAGAAACGAAUAUUUUCUGUAAUCCCCAGACACUAA
Elgaria multicarinata webbii is the source of this 954-nucleotide messenger RNA. RefSeq names its product olfactory receptor 6E1-like. Gene Ontology annotation, molecular function: olfactory receptor activity; G protein-coupled receptor activity. NCBI's taxonomy places the organism in Eukaryota, Metazoa, Chordata, Lepidosauria, Squamata, Anguidae. Gene Ontology annotation, biological process: G protein-coupled receptor signaling pathway. The transcript has a single exon. The record is from RefSeq and is a predicted model, not a curated record. The coding region runs from base 4 to 954 and encodes 316 amino acids. Gene Ontology annotation, cellular component: membrane.